AAUUCUUUGCCUUCAUCAGAAGCCUCAGAUGCUAGUUAACUGCUGGAGGCUGAAUAUGUGACUAAAUAGACCCAUGGUGUGAUUUAGCAGGGCAAAUCCUAGGUUCUUAUCUACAUCUGUGCCUCCACUUACAGCUGGCUGCAGUGCCUUGUAUUUCCAAUGGCUUCCCCCAUCUCAGCAUCUUCUUUGCUCUCUUUUCAGAAUUAUACACACUGCAGGUGCAUCUCUGCAAACGGGGCUGAAGGAUCCGCCUCCCCUGGGACCUGUGGCACAAAUUGCUUCCACCUCCUCUUACCCUUUGUUGUACUUUGCUGCCUGGCUGGAAUCCUGGCAAGCACGUCGCACACACCAUCCUUCAUGCUCAUCCUGAGGAGCGUUCAGCCUGAGGAUAAGUCAUUUGCUAUUGGGAUACAGUUCCUGCUGCUGAGAAUUUUAGCCUGGAUGCCAGGACCGGUGCUUUAUGGCAGUGCCAUCGACACAACCUGCAUCCUGUGGGAAAAGAAGUGCAAGAAGAACGCAGCUUGCAGAUACUACGACAACGAUCUCUUCAGACAAAGAUUCCUUGGGCUCCAGUUUUUCUUUGAAGUGGGAGCUUUUCUGUGCUUCGUGGCUGUGUUCAUCAUUCUCAGACGACAAGAGAGGGAAACCAGGAAUGCCGCAGAGCCAAAGACAAUCCCAGAGAAAGAGAAGCUGGCAGAAAAGUCAAGCAAAAACCUAGACUUCAAAGUCUAACUCAGAGAACGUGAAUCACAUUCCAUAUCUGCUGCCCAGGGAAGCACACGGAUUGCAUUUUACUGUUACUGUGAAGGAUGGAUGCUUGGGAUGAGACUGAACAGGAGAUAAGCUUAUUUAUUUCCUGUCUUUAUCUUUGACAGCUACAGCUUUUGUUCUUUCGUCUUCUUUUUUUAUCUGCUAGUUUACAUCUACCCAUGCUUGAGUGGUGCCUCGUGAGCUUGUUUGAUUGAGUUAAUCCCUUUGGACAUUGCAGCCUUAUAGAGUUAUAUCUUCCUAAGCAUUCAUUCAGCUGGCAAUCUGGAUGAUGCCAGCACUCUAAGCACUAAUACCUACAGCUGAAUUGUUUUUAUAAAGGUUUUUGUACAGUACACAAAUGUCUCUAUGUAUCCAAGUACAGUAUUCUGUACUUGGCCAUAAACACCAAUUAUCACA
Messenger RNA from Chrysemys picta bellii (western painted turtle), 1167 nucleotides. The record is from RefSeq and is a predicted model, not a curated record. NCBI's taxonomy places the organism in Eukaryota, Metazoa, Chordata, Testudines, Emydidae.